Hylaeus volcanicus is the source of this 829-nucleotide messenger RNA. RefSeq names its product putative gamma-glutamylcyclotransferase CG2811. The record is from RefSeq and is a predicted model, not a curated record. The transcript has 5 exons. Gene Ontology annotation, molecular function: gamma-glutamylaminecyclotransferase activity. Lineage: Eukaryota; Metazoa; Arthropoda; Insecta; Hymenoptera; Colletidae. The coding region runs from base 115 to 723 and encodes 202 amino acids.
GAAAGACUCUUAUCGUUUGAACUUUCGACCUUUCGUGAGCCAGGGAGAGCCCAGGGUUGUACGCAUCGAACGGUUCGCGAAAACGCUAGUUUUGUCGUGUUGUAAUUUCCGACAAUGUUGUUUCACAUUGCUGCCGCGGCGGUGCUCACGAAUAUCGCGAUUCUGGAGAUCUAUUCGUUCUAUGACAUACCGGGAACCAUGGACAAUCAGUUGUUAUCGCACAAGAACCCGUUGUAUCGCGUGUUCGUUUACGGAACACUGAAACGAGGGGAGCCGAAUCACAGUCUGAUCCAAGACACUGCGAACGGGUACGCGAAAUUCCUGGGACUUGGGAAAACCACGGUUCAGUACCCAUUAGUUAUCGCAACGAGAUAUAACAUACCGUUUUUGUUGAAGAAACCUGGAGUUGGUCACCAUGUUCUGGGUGAAAUAUACGAUGUUGACACUAAAAUGCUAAAGAAACUAGACGAAUUGGAAGAGCACCCAGCGUUUUACCAAAGAUCGGAGGCAGACGUUCUGAUGGCUCCAGAGGCUAAGAUUAAAACAAACGAUAACUUCGAAGAGGUUGGUACCUUGAUGAAAGUCUGGAUAUAUUUUCUACCAAAGUUCAAGGCAUCCUUGUUGGAGGGCCCCAUGUAUACCUCCUAUAGUAACGAAGGAAGCCACGGAUUAAAGUAUUGCGAGAAUGAGGAGAGUACAAUAAGGCCCGAAGAUCUGUUUUGAUGAAGCGUAUUUGCAAAAUGUUCAUUGCCACUUCAUUGCGCACGAACGCUUGAACGUUCACACUGUUAUUCGUGGUAGUCAAUAAAAGAUCAUCCAUCACAUUAAA